Molecule: messenger RNA, 4027 nt
Organism: Globicephala melas (long-finned pilot whale)
Lineage: Eukaryota; Metazoa; Chordata; Mammalia; Artiodactyla; Delphinidae
Gene: WWOX
Product: WW domain containing oxidoreductase
Molecular function (GO): protein binding
Source: RefSeq, a predicted model, not a curated record
AUUGCGGAGACUGGAUUCACCUGCCGAGUCGGAGGAGGGGCUCCGGGCGGCACAGUGCGCAGGCGCGGGCGUUCGGGGCUCGCGGCGCGCGGCGCUCGGUUGAAGCGGGAGUGAGUUCUGGUCGCGGAGACCCGGCAGCGGGCGAGCGAGCGGGUGACCGGGCGCCUUCUCUGCAGCCAUGGCAGCCCUGCGCUACGCAGGCCUGGACGACACGGACAGCGAGGACGAGCUGCCCCCGGGCUGGGAGCAGAGAACCACCAAGGACGGCUGGGUUUACUAUGCCAAUCACACGGAAGAGAAGACUCAGUGGGAACAUCCGAAAACUGGGAAAAGAAAGCGAAUAGCAGGAGAUUUGCCCUAUGGAUGGGAACAAGAAACUGAUGAGAAUGGACAAAUGUUUUUUGUCGACCACAUAAAUAAAAGAACUACCUACUUGGACCCAAGACUGGCAUUUACUGUGGACGAUAAUCCUACGAAGCCAACCACCAGACAGAGAUACGACAGCAGCACAACCGCCAUGGAAAUCCUCCAGGGCCGGGAUUUCAGUGGCAAAGUGGUCGUGGUUACCGGAGCGAAUUCGGGAAUAGGGUUUGAAACCGCCAAAACUUUCGCCCUCCAUGGUGCACAUGUGAUCCUGGCCUGCAGGAACAUGACAAGAGCCAAUGAAGCCGUGUCACGCAUUUUAGGAGAAUGGCAUAAAGCCAAGGUAGAAGCAAUGACCCUGGACCUCGCUCUGCUCCAUAGCGUGCAGCAUUUUGCUCAAGCGUUCAAGGCCAAGAAUGUGUCACUUCACGUGCUUGUGUGCAAUGCAGCCGUGUUCGCUCUCCCCUGGAGCCUCACGAAAGAUGGCCUGGAGACCACCUUCCAGGUGAACCAUCUGGGCCACUUCUACCUUGUCCAGCUCCUCCAGGACGUCUUGUGCCGCUCAGCCCCUGCCCGGGUCGUCGUGGUUUCCUCGGAGUCCCAUAGAUUUACAGAUAUUAAUGAUUCCUCUGGAAAACUAGACUUCAGCCGCCUUUCUCCAUCGAAAAAUGACUACUGGGCCAUGCUGGCUUACAACCGGUCCAAACUCUGUAACAUCCUCUUCUCCAGCGAACUCCACCGCCGCCUGUCCCCGCGUGGGGUCACGUCGAACGCGGUGCACCCCGGGAACAUGAUGUACUCCUCCCUGCAUCGAGGCUGGUGGGUGUACACGCUGCUCUUCACCUUGGCCAGACCCUUCACCAAGUCCAUGCAACAAGGAGCCGCCACCACCGUCUACUGUGCUGCCGCUCCAGAACUGGAGGGUCUGGGAGGGAUGUACUUCAACAGCUGCUGCCGCUGCAUGCCCUCGACGGAAGCCCAGAGCGAAGACACGGCCCGGGCCCUGUGGGCGCUCAGCGAGAGGCUGAUCCAGGAAGGACUUGGCAGCCCGUCCGGCUAAGUGGGCGCUCGGCAAGGAUCAGCGCACACGCCCACCACGCGCGAGCGCUCGGGCGUGACCGCCAGCGCUGGCCCCCUUCCGACUUAUCAUGCCAGGGCUUCCAUGUUCCUCCGACCCAGAUCCGCUAGAGUCAAGGAUACAAGAGUCGUCACAACAGAGCGAGAAAUGUUAGGGACCACUGGGAAGCAGGGAGUUCUGGGGGUAAAGGGAUAAUACGUCUUUUCUGGGGCUGGGGCAGGCCUGGGUCCCUCUGCUCCCCUGGUGAUGGCCUGUUUGAAAGUGAAGCUUAGCUGCUCGGUAGGUUCUUGGUCUCACGGUAGAAGCACGAGCAAUUCUCACGCUGUAGGACAGCCUGGUGCCCCACGCCCCCGCCCCAGGCACAGCCUCCAUGGCCACACUGUAGCCAGGAGCUGCCUUUUUCUUAUUUAGGGAAGAAAAAGGCCAGUGUUUAUCCUUCGCUGCACUGAUCCAGGAGAUAACUUCAGCCUGAUCAAGUCGGAGUGGCCUUGUCAACUACUGGAGAGAGGACCCUCUGAACCUUGUUCCAGCCGAGACGGAGGUGACACUUAGAAGUGGGUGGGAUAGACACAAUUACUGGGUUGCCAAGUACUGGUCCACCAACUACUGGUCCACCAACUCCCCGGCCAAAGCUAUACAAAAGAUUCUUUAGCAAUUAUAACAAACACAUUUUGUAAAUCAUUCCCUAGAUACCUUGACAGGCAGGAAAGGAAGUCUUGCGACAUUACAGGAUAUUUUGGGGAUGGGGGAUAAAAAGAUGUUCCCUCCAUUCUUCACUCACAGUUUUGGGAAACAAUGCCAUCGCGGAGGUUCACAGCCCCUCAGUGUUCAGCAUCCUGCUUCCGUGUCCUCUUGUUCCUCUCAUCCUACGCUUAAUAAAAGAACAUGCUUGAAUAGUAUCACCUGAAGUUUUUUGUCUUGUUCCUUUAAAUGUUUGUUUCAGUUUUGUUUUUUGUCUUGUUUUGUUUUUUUAGAAAAGCAAUCUAGAGGAAAAAUAAAGCGCUUCUUGUAGACGCCAGGAAAACACCAUUCUCGUUUCUUCUCUGAGUUUUGUUUUGUUUUUGUGCUUUGUGGCUGUCUGCGGGCCGAGUUGUCUCACGCAAUUAGCAUGCCAGCAUCAUAUUUUCUGUUGAAGAGAGAAAGAAAAAGAAAAAUGACUGUCACUUAAUUUCACCUUAAGAGGUUUUGUUAUCAUGGAUCGUGGAUCAUUUCAGUCCCUCGAUGGUUUGUUCCCCCUGUAACUACCAAGUUCUUGGUGAUUAGAAACCAUCCCUACUUAGGAGAAUAGGGGGGGUGGUUUGGAGGCUCUUCCCCACUCAUCCUGUUAUCACUUACACUGUGGUUUCCAGGCCAUUCCUGCAGGGAUGUAAGAAAGGCCACUUUGGCAAGGUGGAGAGAAAGCUUUUGCUGAAAUACCAGGAAGGUGGGGGCAGGGGGCGUGUGUCACUGUUCCUCCUCUUGACAGUGGCAGCUUCAGCCCAGACAACGUCAUGAAUUUCUGGGCCUCUGGCUCUGUGGUCAAACACCAGUGUUUUCCAGUGGUCCACAGCCUGGCUACGUCCUCCCAUCUGGCUAUAUUCGCCCUUCACAAAAUCCUUACUGUCACAGCGCCUUUCAAACUAUGCAUCAGAUAACGUCACUUUUCUGGUCCAAACCCUCCAGUGCUUCUGUGGUAGACUAUUUGCAAACGUGGCCAUUGUAAUUCUCCUCCCAGUCUCCACACCUUGGGUGGUCCUCUCUCUAACUCUGGCCUUGGCCACAUGACUUGCUUUGGCCAAUUUAAAAUGUGCUUGUGCACUGGGCUUGCCCUUUCUUGUUGCUCUUUGGAAUCCUGCAACCACCAUCCUAUGAAUGGGCCUGGGUUAACCGGCUGGACAAUGCGAGCCACAUGGACGCUCCCAAAACCGACAGCAGACUACCCGUUCAUUAGACGUGCGAGCGAGGCCAUCCCAGACCAUGUAGCCCAGCCGAGCCAACCCAGAUGAGAAGAAACACCCCAGUCCACCCAGAGAACUGCAAAAAGUAUGUUUGUCAUGUUAACCCACAAAGCUUCAGGAUUACUUGUUACACAGCAAACACUAACCGAUACAACUGCUCAUCUCACUGACUAAAGUCCAAAUUUUUUUUUUUUUUUAACCAUAGUCAAGGAAUUCUCCCAUAAUCUGGUCCACAGCAGACUUUCUGAUUUCAUGUUCUAGCAUCUUCUUUUCACUCACUACAUUUAGCCACGCUAGCCUUCUUGUUCUCCUGAAAUAAGCCAAGCAACCUCCCUACUCGAGGACUUUAUAUUUGCUGUUGCCUCUGCUGAAUUGCUUUCCUGCCAGAGACCCGUAUGGCUUCUUCCCACACUGCAUUCUGCUUUCUCCCUUUCUGAUGAGGUGACAUUCUGGCCACUGCAUUCACAGUGGCACCCCAUCUGCCCACCCCUCCCCUUUGUUUUUCUCCACACCGCUUAAUACUCUUGGACAAGUUAUAUGUCUAUUUACUAUUUUCUCCCUCCACCUCCUAUAAUAUGAACUCCCUGAGAUUUGUCUGUUUUGUUCACAACUGUGGCCCCCGUGCCUUGAACUAUUCCUGUUAUACAGA